Messenger RNA from Emiliania huxleyi CCMP1516, 228 nucleotides. RefSeq lists its product as hypothetical. The coding region runs from base 1 to 228 and encodes 75 amino acids. The record is from RefSeq and is a predicted model, not a curated record. The transcript has 3 exons. NCBI's taxonomy places the organism in Eukaryota, Haptophyta, Isochrysidales, Noelaerhabdaceae.
AUGUGUGCCCUGCGCAUCAUGGACAACCUCUUGCUCGACGGCCAUCUGGGCAUCGUCUUCGCGCUCGCGCUUGCCGUGCUGCGCGCGCUGCCGAGCCGCGUCACCAACGACAACGCGCUCUUCGAGGUCGCGUUCGACAUGGCGGUGUCCGCGCGGCACAUCGAGGAGCGGGAGGCGGGGGGCGCGCCGGAGAGCGUGAGAACGAGCGGGCGGAUGACGCCGACGUAG